GUAGACGAGAGAUUCCUCACCACGCAGCUGUAAACCAACAGAGGCGGAACUCGUCCAAUGCGCACAAAUCACAGAGCAGUACGUCGCACGACGCACUGGAGUGCCACCGCCACUAGUAGGCCUACCGUCUGCCUGUGGAAAAAAAGCGAAAAGGGCUGGGCUUAGAGAGGAAUCAAACCACAACCUGGGCUGCGCCUCCAUCACAAACCAGUUUGGAAGAACGUUUGUUCUAGAGGAGAGUCUAGUGCCUAACAAGUCACCAACUGUGGCUCAAAACACGGAUUUCUCUGCGCGCUCAACGUUAAGGAGGCAGCCUCAGAGUUUUGUUUUGAAGUCCAUCUUGAGGUGCUAAGGCUAAUAUAAUUUUCUGCAACAAAUCGCGUUUGUUGUUCUGUAUUUGUGCUGUAUUUGUUUUGUUUUGGUGUGCGCAAUGAUGGCCACUUACCAAAACCCAGAGGAUGACGCAAUGGCCCUGAUGGUCCACGACACCAACAUGGCGAAGGAUAAGGAGCGACCCAAAGAGGAACCGGUCCAGGAAAAAGUUUCGGAGAAAACGGACCCGUCUCAAAAACCACCGUAUUCGUAUGUGGCUCUCAUUGCCAUGGCCAUCCGGGAGAGCACUGAAAAGCGCCUCACUUUGUCUGGUAUUUACCAGUAUAUCAUCACCAAAUUCCCUUUCUACGAGAAAAACAAGAAAGGCUGGCAAAACAGUAUCCGGCACAACUUGAGUCUGAAUGAAUGCUUCAUCAAGGUUCCUCGCGAGGGAGGCGGCGAGAGAAAGGGGAAUUACUGGACCCUUGACCCGGCGUGCGAGGACAUGUUCGAGAAGGGAAACUACAGAAGGAGACGUAGAAUGAAACGUCCCUUCAGACCUCCACCGACCCAUUUCCAGCCCGGGAAAUCCCUCUUCGGCGGUGAUGGGUACGGCUACCUGUCCCCUCCAAAGUACCUGCAAUCCAGCUUCAUGAACAACUCAUGGUCGCUGGGCCAGCCGCCCACCCCGAUGUCCUACACCUCCUGUCAGAUGGCCAGUGGCAACGUGAGUCCCGUCAAUGUGAAAGGACUGUCCGCUCCCUCCUCAUACAACCCGUACUCCCGGGUGCAAAGCAUGGGUCUCCCCAGCAUGGUGAACUCUUAUAAUGGCAUGAGCCAUCACCACCACCCACACGCUCACCAUGCCCAGCAGCUGAGCCCCGCGACCGUUGCGCCGCCCCCGGUAUCCUCCAGCAACGGAGCGGGCCUGCAGUUCGCCUGCUCCCGCCAGCCUACCGAGCUCUCCAUGAUGCACUGUUCGUAUUGGGAUCACGAGAGCAAACACUCUGCGUUACACACGAGGAUUGACAUUUAGAGUUUACGAGAGGGCCACUUGUAAAAUGGACUCUCGUGCGAGAAAGACAAUAAGUCUAUUCCUGUGUAUUCAAACCAGAAAAAAAAGUAUUUUUGAAGAGACAAUACUAUGACGGGCUCUUUUGAUCCAAAUAAUGUACUGAAAAUUCAUAUGGAAAGAUAUACAAGUGGGGAUGCUGAGAGGAUUUUCAAAAACUGGAAAUGGUGAUAUUAAGAGGUCUCGACUAGGCACGAGGUAAAGCAGAACUUUUGGGGGCCAUUUCGUGCGCCCACUGUUGCCUUGGACUGAAGGCAACCGUGUGUUAUAAACACUGUUGUAUGUUAGAAACAUUUGUCAAAUCAGACCAGUUCCCUAUUCACGGGGAUACAUAUUCAAAAUACAAUUAAUUGAAAACAAAAUACACAAAACCCUCCCCCUGUCUUGGAAUUUAAAACAUCACCCGAAUGAGUGAUCAUUUAAUUAGAACUAUGUAUUUGAACCAGUAUCGUGAACUGAGCCAACUCCAGCAAGAUCAGGUGAAAAUUUGAUUAUUUAGCCUGUCUUUAUUUUUUUAUAUAUAUUUUUCCGUUUCACAGUACUUAAUCGGAGUGCAGGUGGAAGAGAGAGAGAGAGAGAGAGAGAGAGAGAGAGAGCACCGUCAGAAUGAGCAAUACCAAAGAUGUGUUUGUUACCUCUGGGGUCAUUGACUUUGUAGGCUUCGUGACCUCUGAUAGAGAUGGUUUAGUUUCCGAUAACAUUCAGUCCAGUGGCAGAUUUUUUUUACCUUUCUUGUUUUUUAUAAACGUAAUUAUUUUUGUCUCAUUCAUGUUGGGACCAUGUUAAAUUAGCACUUUUCCCUCUUUUUCUAGUUUUGUGAAUGUCUUAAUAAACUUUUUUUCAAAGUAAAACAUUGGUCAUUAAUUAAUCCUUAUUUGUGCGAAAACUGUAUUAUAUAAACGUAUUAGGCUUGCAAUGUAGUCUUAGAGCUAUAUAGUCCACAGAUGAAGUUAACUGGAAUUCUGUCCGUGAAUGUUCUUCACUUAGGCCUAAACCCGAGUGUGUAUUUUUAGUCUUGAAAAUGCUUAAUGUUAAAUUGCACUUAUUUUAAAAACAUUGACAUGUAAAAUCUCGAAAUAUCUAGCAGAUGCGUAAUAAGGCCUAAUCAUUUUGUACAAUAUAGCUACAUUUCAGGGAGUUGGUUGGAUAUUUCAGUUUUAUACACUAAAUAUAUAUUAUUCCUUUCGAAAGUAGUUUUGGGAAAUGCCAUUUCAUUAUAAACCAUUAGAGCUGUUGAGCUAUUAGACCUUAAUGGAAUGAAAACACAGCAUGGCCUACUCUGGGGACUUGCAUGCAUUACAAAAUGAAACAUUGAACUUUUGGCUUAUCUGAACAGUCUACAUUCAUUAUUAGAGUUAACAAAUACGUCUAUGGCAUCUCAUUUGUUAGCAGAGUGCAAUAAUGGAAGAGAGAAAAACAAGAAAAAGCCGUGAGUGUUUAGGAAUACGUUGUGAACUUUUUAGAGUUUUUUUUGGCAGGCGUUGCUCGGAGGCCGAAUGCUUAGGAGAAACAGAUGCUGCAGAAGUUAAGGGUCGUCAUCAAAGUCAUUCCAUUUAAUCAUUAUCCCGAUAUGAUGUAGGCUAACUAACCUACAUUAUGUGUUUAAGCUAAUUGUGGCUUCAGCUCCAUGAGCUUUUCUACGGAGCAUUAGGAGUUUUUUUCUGUGUGUUUACCAACUGCACAUGCAUAAUUGCGCAUUGGCACUUGAUUAUUACUAUUGUAUUAUUAUUACUAUUAUACAUUAUUAUUAUUAUUAUUAUUAUUAUGGCCUGUUAUUAUCAUUCACAAUAAGGUGAAUUUGGUGAACCAAGGAGUUUAGCCAUGGAUGGCUUCAAAAUCAAUUUGCCAUCCACCCAAAACGUUCGGUUACACUAUGGAGCUGACCUUUAACCUUUACUGCAUGAUUCUUAUCUAAAGAUUGACGUGUCUGACGUGUCUUACACCUUACUUGGCCAUCAGUUGGGUUGUCCAGAUAUUCGAAAAAAUGUGCCUAAGGCAUUUUUGGCCAAAUCAUUUCAACUUGAAUAGCCUAGACCUUUAUGGGCCUACCUGUAUGAAAUCUAGCAAUGAAAUCAAUAUUUGUAUUCAUUUUAGCGACAAUUUGUAUUCAUUUUAGCGACAAUUUGCUUACAUAUGCGCUAAGAGAAGUGACGUGCGAGUUGGCUGAGUUGAGCGUAAAGUAAUAGGUGACACAAUACUGUUUUCCUGCAUAUUUUGCUAAACGAAUCAUCAAAACUAAGAUCAAACGUAGGUCUAUAGGCAAUAUGUCGUGUCAUUAACGUUAAAAACCUACAGGCUACAAAACAAUAGCAUCCACCUAUAGGUUUAAACGAUGUUUCAUGUUGAUGCCUAAAUUGCUAUAGUCUAUCAGAGAAGGAUGUUAUAGCUUUACACACGUCUUUACACACGUCUUUCGGCUGAAUUCGAUGUACGUGCAUUUUCCAGUGAGGCCCAAGAGAGCCGUUCCGACCCCGGGGUAGUGACGCUCUUGAUAAGAAAGACGUGGUGACGAGUGAAACGCUUUCAAUACACGUCUAUUUUCAACCCUCUUCCACCUAUUAUCACUUUAACAACACUCAGGUUCACACACACACAGCUAUCGGGUGACUAUUGUAUGGUUUAAAACGUUUUACAAUGACAAUUAUUUAGAAAGAUUCAUAAUUUCAUAAUUGGAUUUGAAUUGUAUUGAUUAUUAUGAAUAUAAUUCAUGUCACUAUUGCAGCGCUGAAACCAAUACUUUUUCAACAGUUCUGCCAAUAUUUUACGAUAGGCUGCUGAUAGCACAUUAGCAGAACCUUUUGAUUGAUCCUAGGUUGUCUCAUAUGGGGUCAUAAUCUGGGUCAUGCAUUAGGCUCUUCUGAAUGGGAUGUCCACCCUCAGUGAAUUCGAGCCUUAUUUUAGACUGACCAGAUCAUUAUGUGACUGUAGACAGCAAUCAUGCAACAGUAUAUCAUUCACCUUGAUCCACCCUCCGCUCCAAAGCAACGUCCUCGGCACAUUCGCAGCGUCGUUCAUGACAUGCAUAUUAUACAUGAACAUUUAACAUUUACAUUUUAUACAUUAACUAUAGGUGAGAAAUGGAGUUGAGGUGAGUCCUGCAGUGUUGUCAGGAGUUUAAAUAGGAAAUAUUUUUUUUGUGGAUUAAUCCCAAAAUAAUGAUUAUCGUUUACUAAACUAAAUUGGCUAGUCACUUUGGCAAUAUGUGGAUUAUUCAGUUAAAUUCAAGAAAAUGCAAUUGUAUUUAAUUCCUAGCAUUUAAAAAAACAUGAUUUUUAUACGUACAAGUUAACACAAGUUGCCAUUCAUAUAUUAUAAGCCAAUACUUGUUUGCUUUAUAUAUUUGCAUUGAUGCAAAAGUGUCGCGCACAGAGGAUAUUGCGAGCCUUUCCUUAAUUCGCUAUUCAUUGUGCGGGCACGGUGAGCCACGAAAAUAACACCUGUCGUUUGUGUACUUGGAGAAUAUGAUUACGAUGAAAAUGUAACGCAUGACCUAUUGACCUACAGUAUAUAUUUUCCCGUUAUAGUCUAUGCCUUGAAGUCUAUGCCAUGUAUAUAAAGCCGUUUUAUCCUA
Molecule: messenger RNA, 4955 nt
Organism: Oncorhynchus gorbuscha (pink salmon)
Lineage: Eukaryota; Metazoa; Chordata; Actinopteri; Salmoniformes; Salmonidae
Product: forkhead box protein L2-like
Exons: 1
Coding region: 431-1348 (305 amino acids)
Biological process (GO): cell differentiation; anatomical structure morphogenesis; regulation of transcription by RNA polymerase II
Molecular function (GO): DNA-binding transcription factor activity, RNA polymerase II-specific; RNA polymerase II cis-regulatory region sequence-specific DNA binding
Source: RefSeq, a predicted model, not a curated record